AAGAUGACAUGUACCUUGGACAGCGCUUGAAAAGUUACAUUUAGGUUUGCAGCAUAAGUGUCCGAUGGAGCAGACCGACAGAUGCCCUGCAGCUUCCUGUCCUCCUGCCCUGCUCAGCAGCACAGCCGCAGCUCCUGCAGAGGACAUGAUCAGGCUGCAGCAUGGGACAGCAUCCGAGGAGUGGGUGGUGCCCCUGCCUGUUUGAAGGAUCAGCGCAGCGAGACAGGAAGGGAGGGAGACACGCAGUGAAGGUUCCUGUGGGGUUCAUGGGGCGCCUGCUCCAGGUGAGGUUAAACCAGCAUUAUGACUGAAUUAGAGGUCUCAGAAGGGGGGGAUGACCCCCCGCCUUACAUGAUCUUUGUGGUGGUCUUCCUCUUCUUCCUCACCGGACUGUUUGGCUUCCUUGUCUGCCACCUUCUGAAAAAGAAGGGCUACCGCUGCCGAACCGGGGAAUUGGAUGACGAAGAGGAGGAGGAAGAGAAGAUCGGCAUAAAUGCAGACGAGGACGACGAAGAGAACCAGGAUACUGUGGAGCAGAUCCUCAAAUGCAUUAUUGAAAAUGAAGCUAACAUGGAAGCCUUCAAUGAGAUGUUUGGAAACCAAAAUGUGUGUGUGCGCCAUGACCCCAGGUUGCGUAAGGAGUCCCUUGGUGGUGUUCCUCCCCAUCACCACACAGUCCACUCAGGUGCCGACCACAACUCCUGCCACCUUUGUGCUCAGGUCCGAUCUAAAAAGGGCCGACGCCAAAGCCGAACCCCCCGCUCUAAACAACGACCUGGAGAGCAGACUGUCUUCUCUGUUGGAAGGUUCAGGGUGACACACACUGAUAAGAAGCUCCAUGGAGGUCCUAAUCCAAUGGGCAGUUCAGGGGACCAGUUGGAUCAAUCCCAGGACAGCGAGGAGCGUAAGGAGGGUGUGUACAAUCUGAGAAGCAUGUUCAAGGAUGUCCGACCGCCCUCAGACGGCUCAAACGGGGUGACUCCGAAUGUGGGGAAACGCAAGAAGAGUGUUAGCAUAUUUGGUCUGAGGCGUGGCAGCGACCCCAUUGGCAUUAAAGCAAGAGAGGGGACAGGCAGGGACACUGCAGGAGUAAGACUCGCUAUUCAGCAGCAACCUGUAGUGCUGGAGGAACUGCUGCCGGCAGAGAACAUUGCAAUCGCAUCUGAACGUGUUGCUAAACCUGGUAUCAAACUUGAAGCGGAGAGCAAAAACAAUCAAACGCCUGCUUCACCUCAACGUGAGAAUAAAACGUCCACUUCUGUUAAUUCUCCCUCUUCCAAAGCUCAGUCUCCUGGCUCCAAGUCUGGUCCAGAGGAUGGCUCUAAACGUGAACCUAGUCCUGAACUUCAUUCAAGCCUGCUGAGCAAACCAUCAGUUGGGACUACAUCAGCUUCUGCACCCACCUCUCUUGCCAUUCCAUUGCUGGGAAAAGCUUUUAUGACUGAGGAUAAGGUGUCAAAAAAGGAAGAUGCAUUUGAUCCUGGGCCUCUACAAACCUCUACUCCAAUUGUCCCCAUGCCUGGAUCCAUUCCAGGUUUCACUCCCGUCACCGUUCAACCUGAACCCUGUUCUGGCACAGGUUUUCCAGUUACCCAAACUCCCCCUGACCCAAGCUCCAGCCCUUAUCUGGAAUCAGGGUUGAGUGCUAGCCAAGUUUUAAUAAGCUUUGGUUCUUCCUCUCCUUCUUCGUUCCCAAUCAAGACCCCCUCUUCAGAGACUUCAUUAAAAACUCAUAUCUCUCCCGUGGUCACACCGAGCCCUAAACUAAGAAAUACCCCACCAGAGGCUGCAAAAACUAUUCAUUCCCCUGCCCUCACUCCCAGCCCCAAACUCCCAUCAGGCCGAGAGAUGACUAGCCAAUCCCUUGUUCCUUCUCCAUCCUUUGGAAAAAGUGCUAGUCCCUUACAAGUCCGAACUCCCUCCCCUGCUCUCACUUCCAGCCCCAAACUCCCAUCAGGCCGAGCGAUGACUAGCCAAUCACCUGUUCCAUCUUCAUCCUUUGGAAAAAGUGCUAGUCCCUUACAAGUCCGAACUCCCUCCCCUGCUAUGAUGGGUAGCCCCAGACUUGACACCAUAACAGUAUCCCAACAAAGCCCUUCUUCUACGGAAGCCAACAGAAACCUGUCCUCCAGAAGUUCACCAAGUCCAAAUUCAAAGUCAGCAAGUGUGAUGUCCAUAACAUCGUUGACCAAACAGGAUAUGCUUUCAAUCCCAUUAUCUCCAAAGAAACAAGUGCUGGAAGGAGCCAGAACCCCAACGACUGAAGACAAAACUGAAUUACCGAGGGUGGGGAUUCUCAAAACAGCUAAACUCUCACCAACAGAGGGAGAUUCUCAAGGUUCUGCCCUUUACUCUCCACCUGAUCAGCUUUCUAAAGACAGACUGAGCAGGUCCUCUCUGUCCCCUUGCACACCCCUGUCCCCCUCUUCACCUAUGGGGAGCAGAGUGAGUAGUGUGACCAUCGUAAAAGCCAGCCCUGACAGAAACCGAGAGUUUUCUGUUGUCACUAUGGUGGAAGAGAAAGAAUCCUCUACCUCAAUAAAAGACCAGAAGGGAGAAACAAUAAUUAGUCCAGCCUUUCGUCAGGGGGGAGAGGUCUAUGUUUCAGCUGUUGGACAACCUGAAAGUCAAAGUGGAGAGAGUCCUGUAGCAGAGGGUAGGCCAAGGGUAGUCCAAGAGAAGGAAGAUAUGGUGGAGAUGGAAGAUAUUGGGGACUGUAAAGUGACGCAGGAGGAAGAAGCAGAGCGGGGGGAGGAGUUGGAGAAGAUAGUGAACAUUUAGUCAAAACUUAACUGUCAGAUGUAGGCUCAUCGAUUAACAAACAAAAGGCUCUGAUACUCCAAAGAAAGAGUGCACCACACAGAUAAGAUAACUGCUUAACUGACUAAUGUACAAUCAGAUACUCUUCCCCUGCUACAUUAAAAGGAUGAUACGAUGGAUAUGUUUUAGUUUCACUCUGAACCAAAGUCAGACUAGUAGGGCCAUCUCUAGAGCCCGGACACAAUUUAGCCAACGACUAGACUUGAUAUCAAUUGUCAUGUUUUAAACACCUUAUGAAAGUGUCAUCUUAUCUAAAACUGAAACAGAAUGCAUUUUGGGAAUGAUCAAUGUAUUUCUGUUUUGUAGUUAACAAGGUAAAACUUGUAGAUGCUGAUAAAGUCCUUCAGUUAAUGUCGGAUUUCCAGUGCAUUGCAGGGCUAUGGUUGCCGGUUAGCAUAAAUACUAUCUUUAUUUUGUUAAUAUUAUUUCAGUUUGCCUUGGGUUCAGUUAGUGUUUUCCUACAUUUGCCAACAUGUAAAAUAUGUGACAGGCUUACCACCUGGCUGAUUGAAAAAUGAAUUCAUGAAAAGGUGUUUAAUUGACUUGCUAACAUGAUGGCUACAUUAGAGUCCUUAACAAGAGUAAUUCAUUAAAUGUUUUGAGUGCCACUAUAUUUAUCAUUUGAUGUACACCCCACAGUCAUUGAUGUGACCAUAUAGUAAAGUCACUCCAGCAAUAUCACUUUAUUAAUAGUACGUUCUUAUACUAUUGUAGCAGGCACUUCCACUGCUAGAUAUAUUACAUUUCCAAUAUACUAGUCACUCAAAUCACAAACUAGUAUUAUGGAACUCUGAGAUGUGUAUAUAUCCAGAUAAGAUUAUUUGUUAUAAUGUCAUUGUGUGAUCGGUUUAACAAAAAUGGAACCAGAAGCGAGAGACUGUGCUGAAUAUUUUAUUAUCUAGCAGUACAUUCCAAGGCAAAACAGUGUGGGGGCCUCAUACCUGAAAUAAGCUCUCAAAUUACAGACAUGAAAGUUCCACAAAAUAAACUCUGCAGUCGUUAAAAAUGUGCAACUGAAAAAAUAAUGGAUUUUAAAGUAUAUUUUGUAUUUGAUUAUUGCACAUUGAUGACUAUAGCACUCUUCAUUCAUAUGGUUUGUUCCCCCUCGUAUAAUUAUAGCGUAGAACUCACUCUUAUAUCCAUCAUACCUGCGAAAACUACUUAUUGUCAAGCAUUAUUAAAAGACAAAUUCCAACAUUGAAGCUGUUUGGUUACAGGCAGUAUAGCUGUGGUUUCUAACAUAGUAAAAGUUGUUGAUGUUUACAUACAGUACACACAGCUUCACCUUUACUGGGUCUCUAUCAUGGAUAUCUUAUAAGAACUGUAUACCUGACCACAAGGUCGCGCCAAUUCAAACGGAUUACAGAUUUCUCACAAAGUUUCUCAAAGUUAUCCAGUUUCUGGGUUAACUUCCUGGCAUUGUGACGCACUGAUAUGUAGGAAGUAAGAAACUCUCAUUAAUCAAAGUAUAUAAUCGCAAGUGUCAUAAUCUUGUUGGCAGUUAGAGGUGUCCUAUCAACACUGUCACAGACGUCUACUGGUGGGAGAAUACUUUUUUGGGCCACAAGGGGAUUUUUCUCUAAAACCGCAUAUUGCCAUUCCACCAAAUUGGAAGCAGGGCUGAGUGGCAGCAGUGUAUCCAGCUCUUAUUACACAUCCAUGCUCCCUGUACUCACUUUAUAAAUAACAAAUACUACAGUAACAAGGCCAUUAUUUAGCUUGCUGCAAUAUGUAUGAAUAUAAUGUAAAUAUUUGGUUUAGAUUGCAACAUUUUAAGAGCAAUUACAUUUUUUACAAACUUGAUUGCAUUGUUUUUGAGUUGGUAGGAUGAAUAAAAUCAUCAGGACAUCUGUGAAGAUAAAAUAGUGAAUUAAACAUAAUUUUGGCUUCUUACUGGUCCUUAAUAGGAAACUAACCAGAACCUGAAGUCUCUUUUCCUCUUCCAUUUCUCCCAUCUACUGUUGUGACCUAUUUUCGUUUUUCAAAGCUGACAUAUGAACAGAAUGUCUCUUUCCAAUACGUAUAAAAUACCAUUCAGUUGGAUAUACAGUACAUUAUCGUUAUCCAGGCCGCUGCAGUAAAUGUAGACUCUUUCAUGAUUUAUUCAUGUUUGUACCAUCAGCACUUCACACAUCUAUCACCUUUCAUAGAUGUAGUAAAGCUGCUGUGUCAUCAUCAACAUAUUUAUUCUAUUAUAACCAGCCGUAUCUUUCCAACAAUGCUCAUGCAUUAACCUGUAGGAAAAUAAUUUACAAUAUCAUAUCAAGUUGGAACAUAAUAAGUGUAAAUCUGUGUAAACAGUGCCAUGUUUUUUGGUUUUUUAAAUAUGCACUAUAACAAAUGUCUAAAUGCAUCCAUGUGAAGCUGUGGGUCUGGAUCUUCUGCAAUAAGCUCUGGAACCUGGGCCCAGUCCAGUAUAGCUUUAGAACAUAUUCAGGGGCUAGUUAGGUUACUAAGUAAAUUUGAUUUGAGUUAUGCAUGGGCGGUUCUUGGGGGGGGGGGGGGGGGGGGGGGGUGCAGGGGGUCCACCUGUGGCCCCCAUCCAAAAUAAUAUAUCUCUGAUCAUGUAAAAAAGUUAGUGUGCUGUAACCCAGGCCAAAGAUAACAUGGAUGUUUGGUUUUUUUUCAUUAAUGCAAUUUAAUAAGUUGAAACUAAGUUAGUGAAACCACUGUUAUGAGUAAAACAAAUCCCAACAAAUAUUAACAAAUAUAAUAAGAACAAAUAGAUCCCGGAGAUCGAAUGUGGCUAAAAUAUUAUUAUUAAAUGAUAUGCAGAAUGAAGUGUCAGACAGGACAUGUUUUCACACACCAGCAGCAGUCUUAAUGUGUGGAUAAUGUUGCUUUUCUUUACCGUGUACGAUCGGUUGCUUGUAUCUUCAUUUGAACUUUAGGUCAACACAUGCAAAUAGACAUGGUUUUAACAAUGGGACCAUAACAAAAACAUUCUGGUCAGCUUGACUUGUUAUGGCCCUAGGAUUUUUAAACAAUAAUGCAAAAAGACAAUUACAAAAAUGGUGAAGUGUCAGUCAUUACACAGACCAGCAGCUACUGAAGUCCAUAUCAAAGCAUCACUGAACAGCUACGCCUCAAACGUAUUAUUCCCACUUUAGAUCCUCAGAUUGAUGAUGUAUCCUCUCUACCAGGACCUGGCACAUAUGAACAGUGUUCUGCACAUGCUGGUGAUGACAUGUAAAUAUGCAUAUGUAUCAUAUUGUACUCUAAUGAAAUAAAUACCACAAUUAUGCAUUUCAAACCUGUGUCCUUGUUGUGA
Messenger RNA from Eleginops maclovinus (Patagonian blennie), 6091 nucleotides. It is a transcript of the gene rell2, whose product is annotated as RELT like 2. The record is from RefSeq and is a predicted model, not a curated record. Gene Ontology annotation, biological process: positive regulation of cell-substrate adhesion; positive regulation of p38MAPK cascade. NCBI's taxonomy places the organism in Eukaryota, Metazoa, Chordata, Actinopteri, Perciformes, Eleginopidae. The coding region runs from base 304 to 2781 and encodes 825 amino acids. The transcript has 8 exons.